Auanema sp. JU1783 is the source of this 1671-nucleotide messenger RNA. NCBI's taxonomy places the organism in Eukaryota, Metazoa, Nematoda, Chromadorea, Rhabditida, Rhabditidae. The record is from the annotation of a GenBank genome assembly.
AUGGAUCACAGUAGUAGUAAUGCCAAAGAGUUCGAAUUCCGUCCCACAAAAGAGGGCCAAAGAAGUAAAAGUCCAGGUGUCAUUGGUCGGCUCAGUAGUUUUGCCCGAAGUAAAACACGUAAUAGUUUGAGUGAGAAGAGUGCCAAUGCUUCAGGUUUCAAUGAGAAGCCGAAAAAAGAUCUCAAUCGAGAGUUUCAAAAAUGCCGCGAAAACAAUGAUAGCCGGUUGGAUUUGAAUUCAAGUGAUAUUGUUUGUAUACCGUCAUCCAUUCGUGAUCUUACACAAUUGACAGAAUUAUUUAUUUAUAAAAAUAAAUUAACAACACUGCCUUCCGAACUGGGAUGUUUAGUGUCACUUAAGAAAUUAGGCUUGAGUGAGAACUCGCUCACAUCUUUGCCCGAUAGUUUAUCGGCUCUGACUCAAUUGGAGACCCUCGAUCUGAGGCAUAACAAGUUCACAGAGAUUCCACCUGUGAUAUAUCGUAUUUCCUCCCUGGAAACGUUAUGGCUUCGUUAUAAUCGGAUCGUUGUUAUUGGAAAAGAUAUUAGUAAUCUCAAAAAGUUGAAGAUGCUUGAUUUACGGGAGAACAAAAUACGGGAGCUACCAGCAUCAAUAGGCCACAUGAAAUCUCUGGUUAUUUGUCUUUUAAGUUAUAAUCAUUUAACCAUUAUCCCACCAGAAAUCGGAGACUGUCAAGCGCUAACUCAACUUGAUCUGCAGCAUAAUGAUCUUAUCGAUUUACCACCGUCAAUCGGACAGCUUUCUAAUCUUGAAAGACUAGGAAUUCGAUACAACAAAAUGAAAACCCUGCCUAAUCAACUGAAAAGUUGUGUUCAUCUGACUGAGUUUAUCGUCGAGAGUAAUCAUUUGCAAAAUCUACCGGAUAAUAUGUUGACUUAUCUUCCUAAAUUAACAACUAUCAAUCUUUCUCGCAAUGAGUUAUCAGCUUUCCCAUCAGGAGGCCCUCUUCAGUUUUCUAGUGCAGUGACUAUCAAUAUGGAACAUAACAUGAUUAGCAAAAUUCCAAUUGGCAUAUUCUCCAAGGCGACUGGUUUAACGAAAUUGAAUCUUAAGGAGAAUGAAUUAUCUUCUUUACCAUUAGAUAUGGGAACUUGGACUUCAAUUACGGAAUUGAAUCUGUCAACUAAUCAGCUCAAGGUCUUACCAGAUGACAUUGACAAAUUGAUAAACUUAGAGAUUUUGGUUUUGUCUAACAAUCAGCUUAAGAAGUUACCUUCUCAAAUUGGAAAUCUGAAGAAACUAAGAGAAUUAGAUUUGGAGGAGAAUGAAUUAGAAGCUAUACCCAACGAGAUCGGUUUCCUACUACUGUUGAAUAAAUUGUGGCUCCAGUCUAACCGACUAGUUAACUUGCCAAGGACCAUCGGCAAUUUAGGAAGUCUCGUAGAUUUUCGAGUUGGAGAAAACAGUUUGACCACAGUUCCAGAAGAAAUUGGUCACUUGGAUAGCAUGAAGACAUUAUAUUUAAAUGAUAACUUAUCCUUGCACUCAUUACCAUAUGAACUAUCUUUGUGCCAAUCACUCGAAAUCAUGUCAAUCGAGAAUUGUCCUCUCAGCUCAAUUCCGCAAGAGAUUGUAACUGGAGGACCAAGUUUGGUCAUUCAGUACCUUAAAAUGCAGGGGCCAUAUAGAGGUGUGAUAAUAACACCUUGA